This is a messenger RNA of Alternaria atra, 849 nucleotides long. RefSeq lists its product as uncharacterized. Lineage: Eukaryota; Fungi; Ascomycota; Dothideomycetes; Pleosporales; Pleosporaceae. The coding region runs from base 1 to 849 and encodes 282 amino acids. The transcript has a single exon. The record is from RefSeq and is a predicted model, not a curated record.
AUGAUGAGACCGAAGCAUUUUCUACCGUCCGACACUGAGCUCCCGCAGGGUCCAGGCCUUGCUCCUUAUUCGAAGAGGCACAGAGACCUUCAUCCUACUCCAGGCUCAUUCAACUUUGUCGGCGCCAGCGCACUUGAUCGCGACCUGCGCCGUAUGAACUUGACCACACUAGCUGAUCUCCAAGGUCUUUCUGCAAUCCCGCAUCUCUACCAGACGCUCUUCUACCGCACCCGCGAAUUUGCCGCGACCGUGCGCAAGCUGGUGGACGCUGCACCCGCAUUGUGGGCAGAGGCGGCAUGCUUACUGGUGAAUUGGAGUGUGAAUGUUUUGCGACAUAAGAAGGUCGGAUUGGAGCGAUUCCUACACAGUCAACGCCAGAGUCUCUAUUGGAUAUUAGAUGAUGCGUUGUUGACAAUUUGUGUGGAUCAAUGGGACCCACCGCAAUCUGCCACACCACCUUCUUCGCACUUUGCCCAAUCGCGCAUAUCUUCAUCAUCAACAUCCAAAGUCAUUCCAUGGGACAUAGCUACGGCACCGAUCACACUAGCUUUAUCCAGAGUUGGGGGCUUGAUGCCAUUAUGGCACGCGCAAGAUCUGGAAGAGAGGGAGAAGUGGGAAUUGAACUGCCUGGACCCUCAAUGUCAGUAUUUUGAUGCUGGGUGGUUCCAGCGCUCAACAAAAUUCUUGCACGAAAGUACCAGGAUACAUGAGAUCUGGAGGACUUUGGGGCGGUGGGGCAGAGGCCAGCUGCCUGCUGAGUUGGCGAAUACUAUCAUGGAAGAUGUGGCAAAGUUUGAAAACCUACCGAUGGGUGACCUACGGACGCAAUAUUCUCGGAAGAAGAAGUAA